Phaeodactylum tricornutum CCAP 1055/1 is the source of this 906-nucleotide messenger RNA. RefSeq lists its product with no specific name. Gene Ontology annotation, biological process: lipid metabolic process. NCBI's taxonomy places the organism in Eukaryota, Bacillariophyta, Bacillariophyceae, Surirellales, Neidiaceae. The coding region runs from base 62 to 865 and encodes 267 amino acids. The record is from RefSeq and is a predicted model, not a curated record. The transcript has a single exon. Gene Ontology annotation, molecular function: oxidoreductase activity, acting on the CH-CH group of donors.
AUAUCCAGGUAGACCUUCACGACGCCAACAAUAGAGAAAGAUUGCUGGACAGGUAGAUAUUAUGAGUAUUUCGGCCUUUCAACUUCCUGCGAUGGGUCCAAUAGCGGCUCCGCCCGGAUUAUGGGGCGCCGGCAUCGCGGCUUUUCAAGGAUUGGUUAUCUCCUCGAGUUUUUCCACCGAAAUAAAAAGCCCCACCCUGUACUCGAAGUUCGCCGCAGGCAAAAAGCUAGACAAUCCUAUUUCGAGCCAGAACGGCAUGUUUCGCAUUUACGUACCUUCGGCAAUUGUAGCAACUCUAGGCGCACUGGCUACAUACGGAACGAAAAAUUUCCGGUUUGCUCUGCCGCUACUGGCAUUGCAUUUCUGGAAACGUAGUGCGGAAGUUGCUUUCGUUCACAACUACUCGGGCACCAUGCCGGCGGCGAGCGCCAAUACCAUCUCGACCUAUUACACACUCACGACCAUUCUCGUCGGCGCCACGGCUUUGCCCUUGAAGGAUGUAUUGGACGGGUUCAAAACGGCCGCGGUCACGCUUUUUUCUGUUGGUACGCUUGGAAACGCUUAUCAUCAUCUGUUGCUCGCAAAGCUGCGCAGUUCGAAAGAUCCAAAUAACGACAACAGGCAGUACAUUCCACCAAAGGGUGGCCUUUUUUCACUCGUGGCAGCUCCUCACUACAUGUUCGAACUGGUGGCUUGGCUUGGAAUUGCCUGCGCCGCACAGCAGGCCAACGCUUUCUUAACCUUUGCGUCCAUGUGCUCCUAUCUCGCCGGAAGGGCUUACAAGACGAACGAAAUCUAUUGCAAUCAGUUUAAUGAGGAUGAAUGGCCGCGUAGUCGCAAAAAUAUGCUUCCUUGGCUGUUCUAGUCUCAAUACUUCACAACUGGAUAAGCUCUAUAUGCAUUAAC